Molecule: messenger RNA, 2568 nt
Organism: Rhincodon typus (whale shark)
Lineage: Eukaryota; Metazoa; Chordata; Chondrichthyes; Orectolobiformes; Rhincodontidae
Product: villin-1
Exons: 19
Coding region: 26-2506 (826 amino acids)
Biological process (GO): actin polymerization or depolymerization; actin filament severing; cytoskeleton organization
Cellular component (GO): lamellipodium; cytoplasm; actin cytoskeleton
Molecular function (GO): actin filament binding; phosphatidylinositol-4,5-bisphosphate binding
Source: RefSeq, a predicted model, not a curated record
UUGAAGGUAACCCACACCAAGAGCCAUGCCUGACCUGUCACAGGCCGUCUCCAAAUCCUUGAAUAAAACCACAGCUGGGAUUCAAAUAUGGCGAAUUGAGAAAAUGCUGAUGGUUCCUGUGCCCCCAAGAUCCUAUGGCAAUUUCUAUGAAGGCGAUUGUUACAUCCUGUUUGCAACUCAUAAAACCAGGAGCUCCUUCACUUACGACAUCCACUUCUGGAUUGGCCAAGACUCCUCGCAGGAUGAGCAGGGGGCGGCUGCGAUCUACACCUCUCAGAUGGAUGACUACCUGGGAGGCAAGGCUGUGCAGCACCGGGAGGUACAGAGAUACGAGUCAGAGACCUUCAAGGGCUAUUUCAAGAAGGGGUUCAUUUACAAAUGUGGCGGUGUUGCUACUGGACUAAAACAUGUGGAGACAAAUUCCUAUGAUGUGAAGAGGCUGCUCCACGUGAAGGGGAAGAAGAAUGUGUAUGCGGGUGAGGUUGAGAUGAGCUGGAAUAGUUUUAACACAGGAGAUGUUUUCCUGCUGGACCUGGGGAAACUCAUUGUACAGUGGAACGGACCCCAGAGCAACCACGUAGAGAGACUGAAGGCGAUGCAAUUGGCGAAGGGUAUCCGGGAUCAAGAGCGUGGGGGCCGUGGCCAGAUUGGUGUGGUGGAUGGAAUGCGGGAAGCUGCAUCCCCACAGCUGAUGAAGCUCAUGUUUUACGUACUUGGGGAGAAGAGAAACAUAAAAUCCCCGAUUCCAGACGUGGUGGUGGAUCAGCACCAGAAGGCAGCUGUCAAGCUCUAUCGUGUGACUGAUUCCGAGGGAAAACUGCUGGUGCAGGAAAUGGCAGCCCGACCCCUGACCCAGGAUCUGCUGAACAGUGAGGAUUGCUACAUUGUGGACCAAGGUGGAAUUAAAAUCUUUGUAUGGAAAGGGAAAAGGUCCACUAAACAGGAGCGUCAGUCAUCUCUGAGCAGAGCACUGGAUUUCAUGAAAGCUAAAGGCUACCCUGAGUCUGUAAACAUCGAGAUGGAGAAUGAUGGUGCGGAGUCUGCUGUAUUCAGGCAGCUCUUCCUCAAGUGGACAACAAAGUAUCAAACCGUUGGCAUGGGCAAAACUCACAGUGUUGGCAAAAUUGCCAAGGUGGAGCAGGUGAAGUUUGAUGCCAUGGAGAUGCAUGCCAGGCCUGAGGUAGCGGCCCGUGAGAGGAUGGUGGAUGAUGGCUCUGGUGAAGUAGAGGUAUGGAUGAUUGAGAAUCUGGAAUUGGUCCCAGUGCAGAAGCACAUGCUUGGCCAUUUUUACAGUGGAAACUGCUACCUGAUUCUAUACACCUACACUGUCUGUAACAAGAUUCACUAUCUCCUCUACAUCUGGCAGGGUACCCAUGCCAGUCAGGCUGACAUUACUGCCUCAGCCUAUCAGGCCGUUCACCUUGAUCAGAGCUACAAUGGAGAACCUGUUCAGAUCCGAGUGACGAUGGGGAAAGAGCCACGACACCUGAUGGCCAUUUUCAAAGGCAAACUUAUUGUUUUUGAGGGGAAUGCCCCCACGGAUGAUAACCAUGAGAGCGAGGCCUCUGUCUGCCUCUUUCAGAUUCGUGGUGAGAGCGAGUACAAUACCAAGGCCUUUGAAGUCCCAGCACGUUCUUCCUCCCUUAACUCCAACGAUGUCUUUGUGUUGAAAACGAGCGAACGGUGCUUCCUAUGGUUUGGGAAGGGAUGCAGCGGUGAUGAGAGAGAAAUGGCUAAGAAUGUGGCUGACACUAUCUCCAGGAGGGACAAGUGGAAUGUGUAUGAGGGCCAAGAGCCGGCUGAGUUCUGGGUAUCCCUUGGAGGGAAAGCACCAUAUGCCAAUAGCAAAAGCUUACAAGAGGAAAAUGAGACUGUCGUCCCACGCCUGUUUGAAUGCUCCAACCAGAUUGGGCGUUUCAUUGCCUCGGAGAUCAUGGACUUCACUCAAGACGACCUUGAUGAUGAUGAUGUUAUGCUUUUGGACACCUGGGAACAGAUUUUCCUGUGGAUUGGUAAUGGGGCCAAUGAAAGGGAGAAGAAGGAUUCUACUGUCCUAGCACAAGAGUACCUCAACACCCAUCCAGCCACCCGUGACCCUGGCACUCCAAUGGUGAUUGUCAAGCAAGGUUUUGAGCCCCCAACAUUCACUGGAUGGUUCAUGGCCUGGGACCAACAUCUGUGGAAUGAUGGAAGAUAUGAAGAUUUGAAAGUGGAGUUUGAUGAUUCUCAAGUUAUUGAAGAACUGAUAGAAGAUAUGAAGACCAUUCAAAUUUCUCAGAGUUACAAUAAUGUGUCAUCAGCUAAAGAACAUCUCCAGACCUACCCAGCAGAGCAACUGAUUAAUAAGUCGGGUGAGGAACUGCCUCAAGGAGUGGAUCCUACACGGAAGGAGGAGUACCUUUCAAAUGAAGAUUUCCUGAUCGUUUUCAAUAUGUCAAGAAUGAAAUUUAAUGCAAUGCCAGAGUGGAAACAGAGGAACCUGAAGAAAGAAAAGGGUUUGUUUUAGAGAGACAAACAGAAUGAAGUGGCUCUGUUUAAAAAAAAUAAAUAAAUAAAUAAAUAACUGUA